UCCCAUGUCCCAGCUUUGAGUUUGAAGAACCACACCCAAACGUCCACUCGAAAAGAACUCACAGAAACCAGUCCGAGUAAGAAAAACUGAUAACUGAAAAAGCCCAACCGCCACCUGAUUCCGCCAUUUCCUAUCCCAAGUCCAAAGUUUCUCUCUCUCUCUAUCUCCACCUAAAACGGUGGCGUUUUGUCGAAUGUUUGCCGUAAACCCUAGCUCCCUCUUCUUCCCAUCAAAACCCUCCACCUUCCGGUGCCGCGCCGCCGGGGACAUACCGGCCGGCCCCACAUUCCCGCGCUGGUUCCAGUUCCCCACCCCCGCCGCCGCAGAAAUCUCUGGCGGCGUCCGAAUUGGCCACGACGCCGACGCAGCUGCUGGAGACGGCUGGUCUAGGCGCGGCGUCGCCGCCGGAGGCAGCAACGGCGUUAAAGUGAAUGCCAGAGAGAAGAAAUGGUCGCGUCGUGGAGAGAGCUACUUGGCGGAUGAUAGCGACGCUCUUCCGCUUCCAAUGACCCAUCCGGACUCUUCUCCUGUUUCUCCGGAAGAGAUCGACCGGCGGCUCCGGUGCGAUCCUCGAGUUGAGGACUGUAAGGAAGUCGUGUACGAAUGGACAGGAAAGUGUCGAAGUUGCCAAGGAUCGGGAUAUGUCAGCUAUUAUAACAAAAGAGGAAAAGAGACCACCUGCAAAUGCAUACCUUGCAUGGGAAUUGGAUAUGUGCAGAAGAUAACAGCUCGCAAGGACAUUGAAGUAAUGGAGGAUUUGGAUAAUGGAAGACCACCGUGACUCAAACAAAUUUAGCUUUGAUUCUUAUCAUUUUCUAACUCGGGAAUGAUAUAUAUAUAUAAACAUUUUGAUGAGAUAUACUUUCUUGUGCAACUUUUCGGCACAGUUUUGAAAGGAGGGAUUGCACAACAAGCCAAAAGAGCAUUUGUACCUUUUUGCAGAGAAUGUAUUCUUUUCUUUUGUACCAUUGCUUUUCUACAACCAAUCUGUUUAGAACAUCUUCGAUGCUUAUCUAAAUUUCUAUCUAAAAUGGCCAACAAAAGCUAUUUUUUCUA
Molecule: messenger RNA, 1056 nt
Organism: Corylus avellana
Lineage: Eukaryota; Viridiplantae; Streptophyta; Magnoliopsida; Fagales; Betulaceae
Gene: SCO2
Product: protein disulfide isomerase
Source: RefSeq, a predicted model, not a curated record